Messenger RNA from Crotalus tigris (Tiger rattlesnake), 450 nucleotides. RefSeq names its product vomeronasal type-2 receptor 26-like. Lineage: Eukaryota; Metazoa; Chordata; Lepidosauria; Squamata; Viperidae. The record is from RefSeq and is a predicted model, not a curated record. The transcript is spliced from 3 exons. Gene Ontology annotation, molecular function: G protein-coupled receptor activity. Gene Ontology annotation, biological process: G protein-coupled receptor signaling pathway. Gene Ontology annotation, cellular component: membrane. The coding region runs from base 13 to 444 and encodes 143 amino acids.
GAAACUGCAGAUAUGGACAUUGAGGUCUUGGUGAUUUCAUCUGAGGGGGAUUUGAUUAAAAGGAAACUGGGGAGUAUUGAAAGACAGAGAAUUAUUAUUAACCAAAUUGCUCAUUCAUGGCUAAAUCUGCUCAACAAGUCUCUGCCUCAGUCCAAAUGCAUGGAAACAUGUCAGCCUGGAUUUGUCAAGAAGGCUCUAGAAGGAGAGUCAGUUUGCUGCCAUGACUGUUUGCCUUGUCCAGAAGGGACCAUCUCCACUCAGGAAGAUACUGAAAAGUACACCAAGUGCCCAAAUGAUCAAUACCCAACCAAGAACCGACUCCAAUGUAUCCCAAAAAGGAUAAUCUUCCUGUCCAAAGAUGAACAUCUCAGCAUCAACUUCAUCUCCUUUGGCCUACUCGUGUUCCUAACUACAGGGUUCAUCAUAAUCAUAUUCCUUCAAUAAUUAGAA